UUAUCUGAGCGAUCAUCUCGGUAAUAAAUACAACUGCAACCACAAUAUCCAAUACAAGAGUGAUGUAUUGAAGUGAACCGGAUUCUUUAAACGUCUCCGGCGAAUUCAUUGCUGUAGAAGUCAGGCUGACUACGGCACACACUUGAACAAGACGCUGAAACCAGCGAGUUUUCACCCACCAAGUUCGAGAUAGCUCGUCCUCAUUCUCUUCAUCAUCUGUUCCUACAGAUUCUGCAUAAAGUGCUUGGCGAAGAGGCCAUAAAGUUUGCGACGAUGAAUGUUGAUCGGACUCGAUUACAACAGACUGUCCUCUUGCUUCCAUUUUGAAACGGAAAUGAGAUACAGUUUGUUUAUAAGGCAAAUAUUUCCGACCAUCAAGACGGAAUAUCCCGAAUUACUACGGAGUUCUCCGAUUGGAUCAGAGAUGGAUAUUAUCAUGAUUUCAGGUUUGAAAUCAAUGCUUUCGUUUCAGAUUAAAUAUCUCUCAUUAUCAGCUCAUUAUUUUAACCCAAAAUAUCGUUUUUAAGAGUGAAACGUACACGAAACAAAUUUCAGCGACAAAGUAUUGAUUUUCUGUUGUUGCAUUGCGAUUGCGUUGGGUUUACACGACAGGGUUGCACCACACGCAAGUUUGCUUACUCACGCAAUUUUUUUUUUAAGCUUUUCUCCUUCCGAGUUUGUGUAUUUCUACGUAAUACUCAGUCACGAGAGGAUAACAUCUUUUCAAAAUGUGGAGUUCUAAAGCAAAGCUAGCUCGAAUCAUUCCAACAAAGUCUGCUUCAGUUGCAAGAUUUUGUUUAAAUCGCUCUUUCUUGACUGGUGCAAGCGAUCGCAGCAAGUUUCUCUUCACUUCAGAGUCAGUUUGCCCGGGACAUGCAGAUAAAAUGUGUGAUCAGAUUUCUGAUGCGAUUUUAGAUGCUCAUUUGGAACAAGAUCCGAAGGCGAAAGUCGCUUGCGAAACUGCUUCAAAAACUGGCAUGAUUAUGGCUUUUGGCGAGAUUACAUCUGGAGCGAAGGUUGACUAUCAAAGUGUUAUCCGAAAUACCAUAAAGGAAAUUGGAUAUGAUGACUCUUCUAAAGGCUUCGAUUACAAAACAUGCAGCGUUUUGCUUUCCAUCGAAGAGCAAGUUGGGGAAAUCGCAAGAGUUGUGCACAUGGAUAAGAAGGAUUUGGACAUAGGCGCUGGAGAUCAGGGCUUGAUGUUCGGAUAUGCAACGAAUGAAACCGAGGAACUUAUGCCUUUAACAACUGUUCUAUCACACAAACUGGUGCAAAGACUAGUAGAGUGUCGCAGAGACGGAACUUUGCCUUGGCUCAGACCUGAUGGUAAGACACAGGUUACUGUGGAAUACAGUAUGAAAGAUGGUGCUUGCAUGCCUCAAAGAGUGCACACUGUUUUGAUUUCAAGUCAACAUGCACAUGGAAUGUCUGCAGAAGAAAUCCGGCAUUAUUUGAAAGAGAUAAUUGUCAAAAGUGUAAUCCCAGAAAAAUACCUUGAUGAGCAAACAGUCUAUCAUCUGUUACCUGCAGGGCAGUUUCUCUUCGGUGGUCCAAUGGCUGAUGGUGGCCUGACAGGGCGCAAAAUUAUUGUUGACACUUAUGGGGGGUGGGGAGCUCAUGGGGGUGGGGCAUUUUCAGGUAAAGAUGCAACAAAGGUGGACAGGUCAGGAAGUUAUGCCUGUAGGUGGAUUGCAAAGUCAUUGGUUGCAGCAAAGCUUUGUAAGCGUGCAUUAGUACAAGUAUCUUACUCAAUUGGUAUUCCAGAGCCUUUGUCAGUGUCUGUUUUUAGCUAUGGAAGUAGUGAAAUGUCAGAUGAUGAGCUUUUGCGAAUCAUCCAAAAGAAUUUUGAUCUAAGGCCAGGUGCAAUCAUUAGGGAUCUAGACCUGCGCAAACCCAUUUUCAAGGCAACAAGUGUUUAUGGUCAUUUUAAGCCAGGUUUCACUUGGGAAAUUCCAAAGAAAUUAGAGUUUUGAACUAGACCUUGAAAAAAAAAAUAGCAAAAUGUGAAGAAAAGAUGAUGAUAGUCAUAAGCAAAUUUGCAAACCAUUGGUUUGGGUCAAUAUAGUUUUAUCCAUUCACAAGACAUAUUUUUACCAGCAUUAUGUGAUUAUUGUUAAUAAUAGCAGAUCAUAAUCUUCUUCUGAGAGGAUGAAAGUUAAUUAGUGUAGUGUUAAGAACACAAUGUUUCCCUCAACCCUUUAACUCCCAGGAUCUAAUACUUAAUUCUCCCUUCUAGUUGCUACACAUUUAUUAGUAGAUUAGUUAUGAGAAUUUGGUGUUAGAUCAAGAUGACGGUGUCUACCUGAUAAGUCUUAGUAUUCUCUUUACCUUUUUGCUGGAAGAUGUAUCAAUAUUAUGGGGAGAAGUUACAUGUUAAUCACUUCUGGGAGUUAAAU
Pocillopora verrucosa is the source of this 2396-nucleotide messenger RNA. The record is from RefSeq and is a predicted model, not a curated record. NCBI's taxonomy places the organism in Eukaryota, Metazoa, Cnidaria, Anthozoa, Scleractinia, Pocilloporidae.